Molecule: messenger RNA, 1833 nt
Organism: Pipistrellus nathusii (Nathusius's pipistrelle)
Lineage: Eukaryota; Metazoa; Chordata; Mammalia; Chiroptera; Vespertilionidae
Source: the annotation of a GenBank genome assembly
AUGGCGGCACUGAAGGAGGAUCGGAGCUACGGGCUGUCGUGCGGGCGGGUGAGCGACGGCAGCAAGGUGUCCGUGUUUCACGUGAAGCUCACCGACAGCGCCCUGAGAGCCUUUGAGACCUACCGCUCCAGCCAGGAUUCUGUUUCACUGAGACCAUCAAUUCGAUUUCAAGGAAGCCAAGGGCACAUCUCCAUCCCCCAGCCGGACUACCCCUCAGAGGCUCGGAUCUUCUCCUUCUACCUCUCCAACAUUGGCCGGGACAGCCCCCAGGGCAGUUUCGACUGCAUCCAGCAGUACUUCUCCAGCCAUGGGGAUAUCCACCUGGACUGUUUGGGUAGCAUCCAGGACAAAAUCACAGUGUGUGCCACCGAUGACUCCUACCAGAAGGCACGGCAGAGCAUGGCACAAGCCGAGGAGGAGACACGGAGUCGGGGUGCCAUUGUCAUCAAGCCUGGAGGCCGCUACCUGGGCAAGAAGGUUCAGUUUAGGAAACCAGCCCCAGGGGCGACGGAUACUGUGCCCUCCCGGAAGCGGGCGACCCCCAUCAACCUGGCAAAUGCCAUCAAGAAAAGUGGUAUUAGCGGGGGCGGUGGGGUAUCUCAGAGGCCUUUCCGUGACCGGGUGCUACAUCUUCUGGCACUGAGGCCCUACCGGAAGGCUGAACUGUUGCUGCGGCUACAGAAGGACGGCCUGGCGCAGGCAGACAAGGACACGCUGGACAGCCUCCUCCAGCAGGUGGCCAACAUGAAUACCAAGGAUGGCACUUGCACACUGAAGGACUGUAUGUACAAGGAUGUGCAAAAGGACUGGCCUGGCUACUCAGAGGGGGACCAGCAGCUGCUAAAGCGCGUGCUUGUCAGAAAGCUGUGCCAGCCCCAGAGUGCAGGUGGCCUCCCUGGAGAACCUGCUGCCGCCAGCCCUCCGAGAGAGCACGGGAGCUCGGCCUCACCCCCCCAGAAGCGUCCUCAGCCUCCUGAUUUCAUUGACCCCCUGGCCAACAAGAAACCAAGGAUAUCGCACUUCACCCAGAGAGCUCAGCCUGCCGCCAAUGGGAAGCUGAAUGCGCCCCAUGGCCGGGAGGCCCUGCUGCCCACCCUUGGCCCACUGGCGGGCACAGAUGCCCACCUCCCCCCACGGCUGGAUCCUCCGAGGGCACACGACCCUCUGGCUGAUGUCAGCAAUGACCUGGGCCACAGCGGCCGGGAUUGUGAUCACGGGGAAAUGGCCACCCCAGCCCCUGCGUCCUGCCUUAGCCUUCCCCUGCUGAAGGACUGCGCCCAGCCCAGCAGGCCCCACGGUGGCUUGUCUCGCGGCAAGUCCAAGAAGAAGUCUAAGAAGCACAAGGACAAGGACAGGGCAGCUGGGGACAGGCAUCGAGCCCGGCCGCCAGAACUCGUGUCUGGCUCCCUUGGAGCCCCGCCAGUCAACCUGGGUUUAAAUGGGACCUGCAACAGCUCAAGUGUCCCCACGUCAACUUCAGAGACACCAGACUACUUGCUAAAAUAUGCCACUAUCUCCUCCUCAGAGCAGCGCCAGAGCUACAAGAAUGACUUCAACGCGGAGUACAGUGAGUACCGAGACCUGCACGCCCGCAUCGAGCAGAUCACACGGCGGUUCACGCAGCUGGACGCCCAGCUCCGGCAGCUCUCCCAGGGCUCCGAGGAGUACGAGACUACUCGUGGGCAGAUUUUGCAGGAGUAUCGCAAAAUCAAAAAGACCAAUACCAACUACAGCCAGGAGAAGCACCGUUGUGAGUACCUGCACAGCAAGCUGGCCCACAUCAAGAGGCUCAUUGCUGAGUAUGACCAGCGGCAGCUGCAGCCCUGGCCCUAG